AGUAAAUAAAGAAUUUUUAUGCUUAAUCAUAUGAUUGAUGGCUAAAAUCCAUUGAUGUUAAAAUAUUAAAUAAUUAUUUAGUGUAGGUUAAGUUGAUAUUGCACAAUAUUGAUAAUGAUCAUUAAAAUUCAUAUCAAUUUGAAAAGCCAUCACAAAACCAGUCAAACAAGAAUUGCCUGAAUACGUUUGCCGACACUCCCGCAAGUACACGUCGUAAUACUUUUUUGGCGUUCCUAAUAAAUAUAAUAGGUUAAAGAUUGUUUUGGUUUAAUAUAUUGUCUUUAUUUUAUUUGACUAUAGCAAGAUGAGUUCAUUAACCCUAUAUCAUUUUCCACCAAGUGCUCCGUCUAGGGCCGCAAUUUUAACUGCUAGAGCACUAAACCUUAAGGUUGAUAUAAAAGAAGUAAAUCUGUUUGCUAAGGAGCAACUGAAACCUGAAUUUUUGAAGCUCAAUCCACAACAUUGUGUCCCAACAUUAGAUGACAAUGGAUUUGUACUUUGGGAAAGUCGGGCUAUAGCUUCUUACUUAGUUCAAGCUCAUGGGGGCGAAAAAUACAGUUCAUUGUAUCCUCAAUCCGCUAAAGAAAAGGCAGUUGUUGAUCAAAGACUCUACUUUGAUGCUGGAGUUUUGUAUCCUAGAAUACGAGCUAUUUGUUUUCCUGCUUUAUUUUUGGGUGAAACUACAGUCUCAAAGGAUAAAAAAGACCAACUAAACGAAGCAUUUGGAUAUUUAGAUGGUUUUCUUGCUAAAACAAAGUGGGUGGCCGGAGACAACUUUACAAUAGCAGAUAACGCUAUUCUGGCCUCUAUGUCAAGCAUACAAGCUGUUGGUUUCGAUAUUGCCCAAUUCCCUCAUGUUGCAUCUUGGGAAGCACGCUGCAAAGAAGUGGUACCAGGAUAUGAAGAGAAUAAAGCUGGAGCGCAAAUUUUCGGGAAUGCUGUAAAAAGUAAACUCGCUCCUGGACAACUAUUCAAACAAGAAUUGCCGGAAUACGUUUGCCGACACGCCCGUACAACAAAAAUGAGUUCUUUGACCUUAUAUCAUUUUGCACCAAGUUUUCCGUCACGAGCAGCGCUGUUAACUAUUAGAGCACUAAAUCUUAAGGUUGAUAUAAAAGAAGUAAAUCUGUUUGCUAAAGAGCAAUUUAAACCAGAAUUUUUGAAGAUUAACCCACAACAUUGUGUUCCAACAUUAGAUGACAAUGGUUUUGUUCUUUGGGAAAGUCGGGCUAUAGCUACUUACUUGGUCCAGGCUUAUGGGGGUGAAAAAUACAGUUCCUUGUAUCCUCAAGCUGCUAAAGAAAAAGCAGUUGUUGAUCAGAGAUUAUACUUUGAUGCUGGAGUUUUAUUUCCUAGAAUUCGAGCCAUUUGCUUUCCUAUUCUAUUUUUGGGAGAAACUACGAUUUCACAAGACAAAAAAGACCAACUAAAUGAAGCAUUUGGUUAUCUAGAUGGUUUUCUUGCCAAAACAAAGUGGGUAGCUGGAGACAACUUUACCGUAGCAGAUAAUGCCAUUCUGGCUUCUGUUUCUAGCAUACAAGCUGUUGGUUUCGAUAUUUCCAAAUUCCCUCAUGUUGUCUCUUGGGAAGCACGUUGUAAAGAAGUGGUGCCUGGCUAUGAAGAAAAUAAAGCUGGAGCAGAAGUUUUUGGAAAUGCUGUAAAAAGUAAACUUGCACCAGGGCAACUAUAA
This is a messenger RNA of Ctenocephalides felis (cat flea), 1690 nucleotides long. RefSeq lists its product as uncharacterized. The transcript has 9 exons. Bases 305 to 1690 code for a protein of 461 amino acids. Gene Ontology annotation, molecular function: glutathione transferase activity. Lineage: Eukaryota; Metazoa; Arthropoda; Insecta; Siphonaptera; Pulicidae. The record is from RefSeq and is a predicted model, not a curated record. Gene Ontology annotation, biological process: glutathione metabolic process.